AUUACUUAAUGGCAGUUUUAUGACAUGAAAUUCCAGCCAGAGGAGAAGGAAUAUAAAACAUUGAUAUUAAAACAGAUGUGUCAGUAGGAAUGCUAAUCAAUUAAUCAUAGUAACAGCUUGUGGUUAGGCAGCAUCACAUGACAUUUACCCCACAAGGCUAUAGAUGCAACUAGGUUAAGAUGAAUGUUGUUGCUGCUCAGGCAGUUUUUCUUAACGGGUAGAAAAAUGAAGAAGGCAGUAAACUUUGACCUGAUUUAGGUAAAAACAAUCAUCUGACAUAGACACAUUUUGAGGGUGUUAAAUUAGCCUUCCAGUCGCACAUACAGUCACUUUUAAAAUAUGAGUGCCUGAUGAUCUUUUAGUCAAACCAGAGUGUCAUUCAACAUCACUUAUUUCUGCUUUUAAGGCAAGUCCAUUAUCCUUAAAAACCGUUCUUGCCAUUUACUUUUCUUGCUAGUUUUCAAAUGUGCAACCCAGUCACCAGUCUUAAAACUAAACCAGUGUUAUAGCUCUGUGAUACCUUUGUUGCUUGGAUGUGAUCCAGAAUGAUUUAGUUCUAUUUGCCUUAAUUAUCAUUGCCUCCUCUGUUUUUUCAUUUACAUGCACAUCAACAUUGAAUGCUAAUGUUGUUGUUUAGAAAAAAAAUCCUGCCGUUGUUUGAAGUGACUAGUUAAUUUUUCUUAAAACUAAAAAAGGAAAACCUUGUGUCUGUACCAUAUAGCUGCAUGGACACAUCUUCAAAGUCGUGGCUGCCGCAUCAGUCUCAGUUUGGGUUGGUUGGUCAAGCGGAGGUUUGCUGUGGCGGACCUGGAGUGUUAACCCCAAACCAAUCUCGCAGGGCAAGUUUUGCCUCUGUAAGGCAGUCAAGCAUGGAAACUCCUCCGAAUGCCACCCCUCAGCCCUUCAGACAGCCGAGUUUUCUCAAUCGGAGGCUGAAGGGCUCCAUCAAGAGGGCCAAAAGUCAGCCCAAACUGGACCGGACCAGCAGCUUCAGACAAAUGAUUCUGCCCCGGUUUCGUAGUGCCGACCAAGAGAGGACACGACUGAUGCAGAGCUUCAAAGAGUCACACUCCCAUGAAUCCUUGCUUUCUCCGAGCAGUGCUGCUGAGGCUUUGGACCUAGUUUUGGAUGAAGAGGCCAUAAUCAAGCCUGUCCACUCCAGCAUUUUAGGACAAGAGUACUGCUUUGAGGUGACGACUAAUUCAGGGACAAAAUGUUUUGCCUGCCGCUCGGCUUCAGAGAGAGACAAGUGGAUUGAAAAUUUGCAACGAGCUAUCAAACCUAACAAGGACUCCCCGUUUCGUUUUCAGGAUAACAGCAGACGGGUUGACAAUGUGCUCAAGUUGUGGAUCAUUGAAGCUCGAGACCUUCCGGCUAAGAAACGCUACUAUUGUGAGCUGUGUCUGGAUGACAUGCUGUACGCACGCACCACCAGCAAACCCCGCACAGACACCGUCUUCUGGGGCGAGCAUUUUGAAUUUAACAAUUUGCCUACCAUCCGUAGCCUUCGUUUGCACCUGUACAAGGAAACUGACAAAAAAAGACGCAAGGAGAAAAGCACAUAUCUUGGCCUUGUCAGCAUCCCCAUCUCGAGCAUCACGGGCCGGCAGUUUGUGGAGCAGUGGUACCCUGUGAUCCAGUCCAGUGUGUUGGCCAAAAGCGGCGGCGUUGGAAGUGGCAAAGUGAUCAACGCCUCUCUGCGCAUCAAGUCUCGCUAUCAGACAAUGAACAUCCUCCCGAUUGAGCUGUAUAAGGAGUUUGCGGAGUACAUCACCAACAACUACCGGACAUUGUGUGCAGUCCUGGAGCCUCUGCUGAGUGUGAAGAGCAAAGAGGAGGUGGCGUUUGCUCUGGUGCACAUCCUGCAGAGCACAGGGAAGACAAAGGAAUUCCUGUCCGACAUGGCGAUGUGCGAAGUGGAUCGAUUCAUGGACCGUGAGCACUUGAUCUUUCGUGAGAACACGCUGGCCACAAAGGCCGUGGAAGAGUACCUCAAACUGAUAGGUCACAGAUACCUCAAAGAUGCUAUAGGCGACUUCGUCCGAGCCUUAUAUGAGUCUGAGGAAAACUGUGAGGUGGAUCCCAUGCGAGUCCCGCCUUCAGUCCUCGCCGACCAUCAAGCCAACCUGCGCAUGUGUUGUGAGCUCUUACUCUGCAAGAUAAUCAACUCUCUCUGCAUAUUUCCCCGCGAGCUGAAGGAAGUGUUCGCCUCGUGGAGAGCCAGAUGUGCUGAGCGUGGCAGAGAGGAUCUGGCAGACAGCCUCAUCAGCUCCUCCCUGUUUCUGCGCUUCAUGUGCCCGGCCAUCAUGUCCCCGUCCCUGUUCAACCUGAUGCAGGAGUACCCCGCUGAACGCACGUCCCGCACACUCACACUCAUCGCCAAGGUGAUGCAAAACCUGGCCAGCUUCAGCAAAUUUGGACCGAAGGAGGAGUACAUGUAUUUCAUGAAUGAGUUCCUGGAGAUGGAGUGGGACUCCAUGCAGCAGUUUCUCUAUGAGAUUUCCAACAUGGACACCGGAGGAAACGCCGGAGGGUUUGAGGGCUACAUCGACCUCGGCCGGGAGCUGUCGAUGCUGCACAGCUUACUGUGGGAGGUCAUGGGCCAGCUUAGCAAGGAUGCUAUACUGAAACUUGGACCCCUACCACGGCUGCUGAAUGACAUCAGCGUCGCCCUGAGGAACCCGCAGCUGCACAUGCCUACAAAUCACCAGCCGGAGCGACCGAAGGACCGACUCUUCUCACGGCCAUCUUUCAAUCGUCUCAUGUCCUCCGACUUCCAAAGCCUUAUGAUGCGGGACUUGAACAGCUCAAUAGACAUAUCACGCCUGCCAUCACCGACCACUGGAGUCUCAGCUGUAGAAUCUCUCUCAUCCAACCUGAACAUGAGGCGUCAAGCGGAACGGGACCUCCGCUCAUCGAGGGAAGUGUUCUAUGUGACCCGCCCACCGCUGGCUCGAUCCAGCCCCGCCUACUGCACGAGCAGCUCCGACAUCACUGAGCCUGAUCCAAAGGUCCACAGCGUGAAUAAAAGUGUGUCCAUGAUGGACCUUCAGGACUCCCGCAUGAACAGCAUUUCCAACCUGAACUCUGUGGGAGACAUGCUCACUUCCUCUCAGGCUUCCAUCGCCGGCCUGGGCCACAGCUUUGGGAACCUCUGUGGCCCUCUGCGUAUGGGGGGGCACAUGCCAGCGGGCUCGGCUGGCUCCGGCUUGAGGCUGAGCCAGAUGGGCCACAUAGGGGGUCCCACAGAAUCCAUCUCCCAACAGCAGCAGCAGGCGGCAGCGGCCAUGAACUUCCCGCUGUCUUUCCAAAACCCGCUGUUCCAUCUGGCCGCCCAGAACUCCCCGGCUCAGUCUCAGCCUCACCCUCCUCCUCUGCUCCUCGCCCCCGAGCCCGAGAACGGCCACCACGACUACCAGCCGGCCUUUGGCAACAACGCCUUCUCCCGCAGCGAGGACUUGUCGGGCCUGCGGUCGCAGAGCAGUCUGGUGCAGCCCAGCAUUGUUCACUCACACAGCUACAGCGAUGACUUCACCAGGCAGAAUCAGAACAACGACUUUGCAUGGCACCAGCUGUCUCUGCAGGUUCAGGAGUCCCUCCAGCAGCAGCAUAUGAUGGGAGUUGCCGCGCAGACAGCCACCGGCACGGGUACCCCCGCCUCUUUGGCCACACCGCCCACUACAGUUCAUCCUGUCCGCCAACAACACCUCAAGUCACAGCGCUCCAUCAACACUCCAGCCACUGCCACUCCUCCGAAGGUUCGCCCGCAGAGCAGGAACCUCCUCCUCGACUCCUCUGACACCAACUUCAGUGGCAGUCAGCCUAAACAGCGCACCACUCAGCAGCCUUCGCAACAGCAACAACAGCAGCAGCAGCUGCAACAGCAGCUUCAACAGCAGCUGCAGCAGCAGCAGCAGCAGCUGCAGCAACAACAGCAGCAGCAGCAGCAGCAGCAGCAGCAGCAGCAGCAGCAGCAGCAGCAGCAACAGGACGCACAGCUAUCUGUCACUGACAGUCCAGCUCCUGGGCUCCCGUACCAGACGAGCUCAGCCAAAGAGAACCAGGGCCCAUCAGCGGCUGCAGAGGUGUCGACAGACACACCAACCAAAAGUACCAAGAAGUCUCAGGCACAGCUGCAGCCGCCGCAGCAGCAUUUGCUCAAACCAGGCAAUAAACAGGGUUCCCAGUCAACAUUGAACACAUCAGCCCUCAAUGAGCGGACAGUGGCCUGGGUGUCCAACAUGCCCCAUCUCUCUGCUGACAUCGAGAGCCUGCGGCCGGACCGAGAGGGCCAGCUGAAGGAGUAUUCAAAGAGCAUGGAUGAGUCUAGACUGGAGAGGGUAAAAGAGUACGAAGAUGAGAUCCAUUCGUUGAAGGAGCGGCUGAAGAUGUCUCAUCGUAAGCUUGAAGAGUACGAGCACAGGCUUGUGUCACAGGAACAGCAGACGAGCAAGAUCCUGCUGCAGUAUCAGAACCGGCUGGAAGACAGCGAGCGGCGCCUGAAGCAGCAGCAAGUGGAGAAGGACUCCCAAAUCAAAGGCAUCAUCAACAGACUCAUGGCUGUGGAAGAUGAGCUGAGAGGGGGUGCCAUUCCUGAUAUUAAGCCUCGAAUCCUCACAGACCAGGUCUAUGGUGGCCACCCAGGAUCCUGACUGCCACUUUCCAGGUGACCAGAGGUCUUGAUGGUCACUCGGGUGUAAGAAGACUGAUUCAGAUCCUCCCACACAAAAAAAACCAUGAAGAGAAACUUUUGCAAUGCAUCCAGCAGGUCCACUGGAGGCUUCAUCACAAACUUUGCACAUAAUCAAACUUAGCCUGUAUGAAAAUGACAAUCAGUUUAUCGUGAGGACCAAUGUGUGCAGAGAGUCUUCGGCACAUUGACUGAAAUCUAAGCCAAUGCCACAACAAUGGCAAUACUGAACCUGAUGGUUUUCUUUAUUCAAUCAUAUGAUGUGAGAAGAGAUGGGAGAAACACCGGUCAUGGGGAUGGAGUCAUGAUGUUUCCCUCUACAAGCAGCACACACUUGCUUCUCACUUAAGAUGCUGCAGACAAAAUGUAAAAACAGCCUUUACAAGCACAAUAUCCCCUCCUGGUGAUGCCUGUGAUGAGCAACAAGCAUGUUGUAUAAUCAUGUGCUAUCUAUGAUCCAUGGGUACAGGGUACAGGCAGAGACCUGUGUUACCAUUCGAUUCUAUUUCAAUCUUUUAAUAACGUGUUCGCAAUGCAAAGAAAUUUGAACCUACCAGGAUACUAAUCAUUUUUAUUUGAUGCAUCCUUUCUAGUAGAGCCAUUCCAUCCAAAGAGAUGCCAAACAAACAAACACAAACAAAUCAACUCACUUCUUGAAAUACAAUCCACGUGUUCCUUCAGCACACAGUGUAAAGACAGAACAACAGUCUCUGGACUCUAAGUGUAUAAAAACUCUCAAAGUGAUAUAACCUUUUGAAAUAAUGGAAAUACAGCAACACAAUUCAACGAAGGUUAUCAUUUCUUUUGUUUACUUUGUAAAAAAUAUUUAUCAUAUUCAGAUAUAUAUAUGACUUUUCAAAUCAGUGAUACAAAGUGCUUUAUAAGUUAUAAAUAUGAAGACGGGACAUGAAAUGAAAAUGGAGGAAUAUUGAAUUUAAAGACGCAUUCCACUGUUUAGAACUCAGUACAGAUGUAAUUCUCAGUCCAUAAAAUAUCUUUUUAAUCUCCUCUGAGCCUCUGAAGGAGAUCAUUUUAAUUUGAUAUCCAAACUCCACAUGACAAAGUCUGUCUCAAACAAUUGGCGUGUGGAGUUUCACAGACAUGGUUAUGAAGCAGGUAGUCAGUGAAGACUGGUGAAAAUAUCCUGUUUGUGGC
Messenger RNA from Labrus mixtus (cuckoo wrasse), 5845 nucleotides. RefSeq names its product ras/Rap GTPase-activating protein SynGAP-like. Gene Ontology annotation, biological process: regulation of GTPase activity. Lineage: Eukaryota; Metazoa; Chordata; Actinopteri; Labriformes; Labridae. The coding region runs from base 726 to 4652 and encodes 1308 amino acids. The transcript has 19 exons. The record is from RefSeq and is a predicted model, not a curated record.